CUCACCCUUGACCCUUAUCCUCCCUUCGUGUCCACGCCGGUUUGCUAGCUGAUUUACUGACGCAUUAAUAUUGGGUCGGCUAGGAGACAGGGAAGAUGGCGCUGAGGAGAAUAGGCCCUCACGGGCCCACCACUCUUCCAGAUUAACUUAGAACGCGGACCUUUCUGACGUCGAAAUGGGAAACCUGCGAAAGAUCGAGCUACUUCAAGCCGAAGUUGACGAGGAUGACCAAAGCUUUUUCCGCCUUCUGGUCGACAAUCAGUCCAUAAAAUACAUUACCAUCGACCCUGGCGUCUACAGCGCCGAAGAUAUGUACUUUGGCCCUUCUUUAGCCUCGAUCCUGCCAGAACUCCCACCCGGCGAUUGGAACGAUGGACUAGUCACCAAAGACGCAAAGAACGGCAGAGCAUAUUUUGCUUCCGUCAAGUCCACUCAAAUUCCUGGGGUGCGAAAUCACUGGCAUGGGACAUAUGUGGACUACUUGGGGCUUUCGGUCGGACGAAAGUUACGAACGGGUCUCUACGAGGUCAAGAGCCCCUCCCUUGAUUGUACUGCUGUCGCCAAAUUCGCCCGCUUCCCUUGGGAGAUUCAAUACAUCGAGAACGAAACCUCCGCAUAUCAAUGGAUAUCGGGACAUGACAUCGGGCCCCGAUUUCUAGGUCACUUGACUGAAGACGGCCGGGUGAUUGGAUUCUUGAUGGAACACAUAAGCAACGCGAGGCACGCGGGCGCUCAGGAUGUUGAAACCUGCAGGGAGGUCUUGUCUCGGCUACAUGGCUUAGGGAUCCUCCAUGGGGAUACAAAUCGAUUCAAUUUUCUUAUCCACGACUCUAAAGCUACGUUGAUCGAUUUCGACACGGCUCGGAAAUGUGAUGACCCAGACGUACUGAAACAGGAGCUGGAAAACUUACCAGCAUGCCUGAAAGACCUCUCGUCAAGAGGAGGAGGAGGUCUUCCCUAAAGGAUCAUUCUGUCUUCACAGAAAUGGGUGUUGGUGGAGGUUUCCUACUUCCUCUGAUAAUAUACGCUGAUGCCCUUGGGACUGCCUCCUGUAUUUCCGCGGCUAGUUCAUGCAAUUUGAAUUUGUGACCUAUUAUUGGCGGCCCGAGUCCACGAAAGAGAACUGCAGAUACGGAAGAUGACUGCCAUGCGAUUUCGGACUGGCAA
Molecule: messenger RNA, 1167 nt
Organism: Aspergillus eucalypticola CBS 122712
Lineage: Eukaryota; Fungi; Ascomycota; Eurotiomycetes; Eurotiales; Aspergillaceae
Product: alpha-galactosidase A precursor
Exons: 1
Coding region: 176-961 (261 amino acids)
Source: RefSeq, a predicted model, not a curated record